Molecule: messenger RNA, 1060 nt
Organism: Drosophila melanogaster (fruit fly)
Lineage: Eukaryota; Metazoa; Arthropoda; Insecta; Diptera; Drosophilidae
Exons: 5
Coding region: 84-980 (298 amino acids)
Source: RefSeq, marked reviewed
AUUCGAGAGUUGACCGCGCUCAAUCGCGUUUCGGGCCAAUUAGCGCAACGAUCAGAAGUAAAUCCUCGGCGCAGUCGACUACGAUGAAGGAGGCCAACUUGGAGGAUCAGUAUGCCAGUUUUCCGGAGAUCAGGCGACCGGAGGUGCUGAAAUUUCUGGACUGGAUCCACGCGCAGCCGCACAUCUCGGAUAGGUUUUCCGAGGGCGAGGCACUGCACUUCUUUCACGCCUGCCGCUACAGCAUGGAGGUGGCCAAGCAGGUCCUGGACACCAAUCUCACGGCCCGCACCCACCUGGAGGAGUUCUUCGUGAACCUCGAUUGCGAGCGGCCCGAGAUCAGGCGCGCCAUGCGAACAGUCUCUAUUGUUCCCCUGCCAGGAGCCACUCCCGAAGGAUACCGGGUGAUUCUCGCCAAGCUUGAUGACCUGAAUACCUCAAAUUAUAAUUUUGCAGAUGUCAUGAAGCUCUAUUGCAUGGUGUUUGACUUUUGGAUGUAUGAAGAUGGCAUUCAGCCGGGACACGUUAUUGUAAUCGAUCUGAAAAACACUUCCUUGGGGCAUGUAGCCCGCAUUGGACUCUUGCAAAUGAAGAAGUUCCUUUACUACCUGCAGGAAGCGGCUGCCAUCCGGUUGAUAGGCUUUCACUUCAUCAACAUUGUACCGUUCAUGGACAAGAUUCUUGCGCUGAUGACUCCGUUUAUGAAAAAGGAACUGACCACUGUGCUCCAUAUGCACAGUGACCUAAAGGAAUUCUACAAGUUUGUGCCCCAGGAAAUGCUUCCCAAGGAAUAUGGUGGUCAACUGGAGGAGGCAAACGUGGCGAAAGAGAUUUACUAUAAGAAGUUGCUGGACAAUCGAAAGGAAAUGAUCGAGUUUGAGACUCGCCACCAGGUGAACGAGAAAUUGCGACCCGGCAAGGCCAAGAAUGCAUCCGACUUAUUCGGGAUUGAGGGAAACUUCAAGAAGUUGGAUAUCGAUUAGGGCAAGGGCUCUACAUUAUUUUAGAAAAUUGUUUUCUUUUACUGGUGUUUGAUGACAUAAUUAAAGCGGACCGGAUUCGC